GAUGUCAAAUAGGUUUUGAGUUUAGAUGUUUCGAUGUGAAAAUUGUUUUUUUUUCAUAUCAGGCAAGUGCUGAAGAGUGUCCGGGCGGUUAUAGCGCGAAUAAACUGGCGCCCAGUUAAAUUUUUUUUACCGCGACGUAGUCGCAUCCAAUUAACCAUUUAUUCCCAAUAAAAUGACUAGUGAUGACACGGCCUAAAAUAGAUAGUAUUAUGAAUUAAACUUCACACCCGUUCACUAUAUAUCUCAUACAUAUGAUUGAAUAAAUUAAUUUAUGCUGUCGACGGUGAAGUCCAAUCGAUAAUUGUGUCAUAGAAUUUAAGAAAUAAACACAAAGUAAAAGAUCUUAGUUACGUAGAUGCGUUGAAAUUUUAUUGGUGCUGGUGGCUGUGAUAGUGAAAACUGACGAUAUUACGAAAAUACGUAAACAUUUACGAAAUAAACUUGUAGUGGGUGUGAAAAUAAAUAUUUGAAGUACAUUUAGUGAUGCUACUGCUAGUUUAAAGAUUUCGAAUCAACACGUCCUCACACACGGAAGCACGCGCUGAUUAUGAAGCUGUUGAGUAUAAUAAUGAAACAACGCCAUCUACUGAGCGAGAAUUAAAAUUACAACACCAUCUAGCGGGCGUUACCAUGCUUCAUGCUUCAAAUGUGUAAGGAUGCCCAGGCUAAAGUAUGCCUCGGUUCUACGUGUGGUCGUCAUCCUGGGCCUCUUCUGUCUCUGGGUUCAGAUCAUGUUGUCAGCUUCGAAUGGUGUCAUCGAUAGAGAUGGAGAUGAGCUGAUGAACUUGAAUGAUACGUCAGAACAAGUGCUGGCGCUGGUACCUCCUGAACUGCAUAAAUACCUCACAGUACAUUACAAGAAUAUUACAGUUAAUUCAACGGAGAGAGCCAAUGCUAAAAACGUGUCUGACAUUCGAAGAGCUAUCCAGAGAUAUAAUGAAGCACAGACAAUAUACAACGAAGAUAUAUUCGGCCCGGUGCAGAACGAUACCAUUAUAAUUGCUAUUCAGGUCCACACUAGACUUACAUACCUACGUCACUUGAUCGUGUCUUUGGCCCAGGCGAGAGAUAUUGAUAAAACUUUAUUAGUCUUCUCUCAUGAUUAUUACGACGAGGAGAUUAAUUCUUUAGUACGAAGCAUAGAUUUUACUAAGGUGAUGCAGAUUUUUUAUCCGUAUUCAAUACAAACUCAUCCUAAUGAAUUCCCUGGAGUCGAUCCCAACGACUGUCCGAGAGAUGUACGACUUGAACAGGCAAUAAAGUUGAAAUGCAACAACGCGCACCAUCCUGACCUUCACGGACAUUAUCGCGAGGCGAAGUACACGCAGACCAAACACCAUUGGUGGUGGAAGGCGAAUAGGAUAUUCAAUCAGUUGCAGUGUACAGCUGGACAUACAGGUAUGGUGGUCUUUUUGGAAGAAGACCAUUACGUGGCCGAAGACUUCAUACAUAUGCUGCACCUCCUAAGGAGUACAGCUGACAGAAGUUGUCCACAUUGCGAGAUACUUUGUCUCGGAACAUAUCUGAAGACAUACCAGUAUCAUACUAAUGGAGAUAAGCGGAAGCAACUCAGCCUGAGUUAUAUACAGCAAGUGAGAGCUGCUAAUGAGGAAAGAAGAAGGAAGAUGCAGGACAUGCAGUGGAACUAUCAAGUGUAUCCAUACCUGUAUUCCAGCAACCAAAAGGUAGAAAUUACCCCAUGGCAUUCGAGUAUGCAUAACAUGGGAAUGGUUUUUAAUAGAACUGUAUGGAAGAAUAUAAUGGAAUUACAAGAACAAUUUUGUGCCUAUGACGAUUAUAAUUGGGACUAUUCGUUGCUACAUUUGUCACAGAAUCGACCGAAAAGAGAUAAAUUUAAAGUUAUUCUGUGCAAAGGACCCCGUGUAUUUCAUAUUGGCGAGUGUGGUAUCCACCACAAGAAAUCCAACUGCAACGCAUCAACAGUGAUCAGUAAAGUACAGAAGUUGCUGCAGAACGCAAAGUCCUAUAUGUAUCCUUCUCGAGUGUCCGCCAUUGUUAGUGCGGGCGGAGCUAAACAUAACAAGAAGCUUACCAAAGGAAAUGGAGGAUGGGGGGAUAUUAGGGAUCAAGAACUUUGCACGAAUAUGACUAAAGUCGACAGACAAAUGAGGAAAUAUAUUUACGUCGCUUAGAGAAGCCAUUUUCUAAUACCAAAUAAAAAUGACCACAUUUUCAUUAAAGUCUUUUUAAUUAAUAAGGAAAAAGCGUCACAGUAUCAAGAAAUAUAUAAAUGCCAACUAACACCCCAAAUGACACCUCACUGGUCAAAAAACUGUCAUGGCGUUUAGGUUAUAUGUCAAAUUGAGGUGACAACGAGAUAAAGUUAUCUGAGACGGUGGGCUUGAGUCAAACUUAAUUAUAAUAACUCAGUAGCGCCCCUUUGUAAAUGUCAAAAAAGUGACAAGAUCUU
Papilio machaon (common yellow swallowtail) is the source of this 2431-nucleotide messenger RNA. RefSeq names its product alpha-1,6-mannosyl-glycoprotein 2-beta-N-acetylglucosaminyltransferase (gene Mgat2). NCBI's taxonomy places the organism in Eukaryota, Metazoa, Arthropoda, Insecta, Lepidoptera, Papilionidae. Gene Ontology annotation, cellular component: Golgi membrane; Golgi stack. Gene Ontology annotation, biological process: protein N-linked glycosylation; oligosaccharide biosynthetic process. Bases 657 to 2153 code for a protein of 498 amino acids. The record is from RefSeq and is a predicted model, not a curated record. Gene Ontology annotation, molecular function: alpha-1,6-mannosylglycoprotein 2-beta-N-acetylglucosaminyltransferase activity. The transcript has 12 exons.